AUGCCGAAGGAGAAAUACCUCCCUUGGACUGAGUCCGAGGAAGAUAACCUUGAACCAUGGUUAUCUGAAUACGACUGGAUGUCAUGGAAAGAAAUGGCCAAAGAAUACUCCAAGCAACACGAUAAAGACAGAUCAUUCGAGUCGCUGCGAGGCAAACGCAAUCAACUUCGUAAAGGGAUUAGAAGACGGCGGCCGAUCUCAGACAGAACGACUUCACGAGCCCGUACCAGAGCCCGUAGGACUCCAUACCGAAUGCAGAAGCUUCCACAGGGCUUUCCUCCUCGCCCUCCUACAUUCCGACUAAGAUCUCCAGAUCCAUGGGCUCGUCAGCUACUGCGGCAGGUGCAUCAAUAUGGAAAUCCACGCCACAAGGCUUCCGCACCGGCCUCGCACAAUGAAGAAGAUUCCCAGCCAGCAGUUUCACCAAACAAUGCCACGCCGGUUUACAUAAGCCCCAAGCCCGUAUUCCGACGAUGUGAACAGCCGAGGUUUAUUUCACAACUUUGGAAGAUGAUCCAUCGCAUGCGCAUUUCUCACAGGGACGAGGAACCAUGA
Molecule: messenger RNA, 555 nt
Organism: Penicillium nucicola
Lineage: Eukaryota; Fungi; Ascomycota; Eurotiomycetes; Eurotiales; Aspergillaceae
Exons: 2
Coding region: 1-555 (184 amino acids)
Source: RefSeq, a predicted model, not a curated record